AUGAGAGACUUGAUUAACCAAAAAACUACACAAUCAUCACAAUCACCUGUAUGUUUAUUUGAAGAAUACCAAGAAACUUUCGAAGUUAAGAGUGGAAAUGAACUAAAAGAGGUAAUCGACUCGCUCCAAAGAGCAAUCCACAAAUUCGUCCUACUCAAAGAACAACACGUCAUGCGAGUAACAUUUCCGCGUAACACCGUAACCCCCGUUCUUCAACUAUUUUGUCAGUCGGUUCCUACGCAAGAUCAAAAAGAAAUUAAACGUGAAUUAGAUCAGAUUACUUCGACGACGGGAAACGCGAUUCUACUUAGAUAUGGAGAUCGGAUUGCCGAAUAUUUAAAUAGUAUUUAUCGCGUAAAAUAUAAGCAUUUGAAAUUGGAAGUCGAGAAUAUUAAGAACAGGAACCAGGUGAUGAUGGUUGGAGAAGAGAUUGAGAUGGUGGUUGAAGGAGGAGGCGGGGUUGGAAUAAUAAUUGUGGUGGUCGAUUAA
Messenger RNA from Ambispora gerdemannii, 489 nucleotides. Lineage: Eukaryota; Fungi; Glomeromycota; Glomeromycetes; Archaeosporales; Ambisporaceae. The record is from the annotation of a GenBank genome assembly.